AUGGCUCCUCCCGCUUCCGACCCCACCGUCUACCAGGCUCACCACGAUGCCUUCGCCGCUGAGGGCCUCCCUACUUCCCCCGCCGGAUGGGUUGAGCGUGCCCAGAAGGUCGCUGGCAUCCUCGCCCCCGACGCUGCUACCCGUAACAUCGAGCAGAAGGUCCCUCACGCUGAGGUCUCUCUCUUGAAGAGCUCUGGUCUCACCAAGAUCCUCGGUGACCCCAAGUACGGUGGUGGUGGCCAGACCUGGGAGGUUGCCCUCCGUGCUAUCCGUGAGCUCGCUGUUGGCGAUGGUUCCAUUGGUAUGCUCUUGGGUUACCACUUGCAGUGGUCCUCCCUCACCCGCGUUAUCGGUACCGAGGAGCAGAAGGAGCGCUGGGAGAAGACCAUCCUCGAGACCAACUCUUUCGUCGGUGCUGCCGUCAACCCCCGUGACAACGAUAGCCGCAUCACCCCCAACGGUGACGGUCUCGUCUUCAACGGUUUCAAGAACUUCACCACCGGCGGUGCUCUCUCCGACCUCAUCGUCCUCGAGGGUGUCCACAUGGAAACCGGCGACCACAUCUUCACCAUCGUCCCCACCAAGCAGCCCGGCUUCCAGUUUGCCUACAACUGGAAGAACAUGGGUAUGCGUCUGACCGAGUCGGGCUCCUGCAAGAUUGAGGAGAUCCCCUUCGAGUGGAAGGACGCCCUUGGUUUCGACGUCGAGGCCCGGAAGCCCAUCAAGGAGCUCCUCGAGUCCCCCUACGAGACCCUCCUUGGCCCCAUCUUCCAGCUCGUCUUCGCCAACUUCUACAACGGUAUCGCCCGCGGUGCCCUCCAGACCGCCAAGGGCUACACCACCACCACCACCCGCCCCUGGCCCUUCACCCACAACCCCCAGAAGAGCGCCCUUGACGAGCACUACAUCCUCGCCAAGUACGGUCGCUACUUCGCCUCCAUCCGCGCUGCCGACGCUCUCUGCGACGUCGCUGGCAAGGAGAUCUCCGACCUGUUCCACGGCUACGCUGGUAACAAGCUGGACUUGACCGCCCGCCAGCGUGGUGAGGUCGCCGAGUCCGUCACCGCCUGUAAGAUCACCUCCUCCCACAUGGCUCUCGAGGUCACCGGCGGUGUCUUCGAGGUCACCGGUGCCCGUUCCACCUCCGAGAAGUACAGCUUCGACCGCUUCUGGAAGGACAUCCGUGUCCACACCCUGCACGACCCGUUGGCCUACAAGGAGAACGAGCUGGGCCGUUACUACUUGACCAACGAGAUCCCCACCCCUUCGUGGUACACUUAA
Aspergillus chevalieri is the source of this 1281-nucleotide messenger RNA. RefSeq lists its product as uncharacterized. Gene Ontology annotation, biological process: L-leucine catabolic process. The transcript has 2 exons. Lineage: Eukaryota; Fungi; Ascomycota; Eurotiomycetes; Eurotiales; Aspergillaceae. The record is from RefSeq and is a predicted model, not a curated record. The coding region runs from base 1 to 1281 and encodes 426 amino acids. Gene Ontology annotation, molecular function: flavin adenine dinucleotide binding; 3-methylbutanoyl-CoA dehydrogenase activity.